This is a messenger RNA of Notothenia coriiceps (black rockcod), 484 nucleotides long. Its product is annotated as spermatogenesis-associated protein 1. Lineage: Eukaryota; Metazoa; Chordata; Actinopteri; Perciformes; Nototheniidae. The annotation marks the transcript as partial. The transcript is spliced from 5 exons. The record is from RefSeq and is a predicted model, not a curated record.
UCUGGUCCUUCUUUCUGCACAAGUUGCCAUCACCAGCACCAGAGCAACCAGGACUGGCAAGCUCAUAAAACAAACUCCACGGGACCGUGUUUGAUCCACCAGAUAGUGAGUUAUCAGCUUCCCUUCAUGCUGCUCUGGACUGAUAAUGCAGCUGUCCUGUGAGUCAGUGAGACAUCCAGAGGACCGAAGACCGGCCAGCUGCAAGUUCUUAGAGCUCCAUGUGCUGUAUGUGCCAGGUGACCAGUGGAAUGUGACGCUGAAUAAAGUCCCUGCUGAAGCCAUAGAGAGCUUCAUAUCUGCCGGAUUCAUCAGGGUUUAUCCUGAUAUCACCCUGAAAACUCUGAGGACAGAGCUGAGAGCUUUUCUUGGCGCUGAGAGGAGCAUCGACAAAUUCUCUUUUCUGAAAUGUGUGGGGCGCAGUUUGGCUCUGGUCAAGAGCAAACAGGAGGGGGAUCUUAAAGUGAAGACAUUCGCGCCACCGUAU